Phycomyces blakesleeanus NRRL 1555(-) is the source of this 318-nucleotide messenger RNA. RefSeq lists its product as hypothetical. The transcript has 3 exons. NCBI's taxonomy places the organism in Eukaryota, Fungi, Mucoromycota, Mucoromycetes, Mucorales, Phycomycetaceae. The coding region runs from base 1 to 318 and encodes 105 amino acids. The record is from RefSeq and is a predicted model, not a curated record.
AUGGUCAAUUCCAAUAGGCACGGGAUUUUAAAAGACAAAGGCGAGAGUAUAAAAGUACAAAAAUCCCUUGGUAUUCCAAAGAGUACUAUUGAUGUCAUAAAAUGCUUUAAUACUAAGGGUCUUUAUAAAUCCUCACGUCUACAAAGAAAAUUAAAGAAUACUAAAAGAACCCAGGCCGCAAUCUUGAUCCUUUCAGACUGGACUAUUUGUGUCAAUUGCGAUCCAACAUCAGAAAUUAUCAAGCCAGAUUUUCCCAAAAGGUAUAGAAUGAGAGAACUAGAAUUGUAUCUGGGAAGAGUAAUUUGGAUGGUAGACUAG